GGUAUUAUUGUAAUAUGCUGUUGCAUAUCCAAGCAGACGGAGAAGAUAUUCACUGAAAACAUUUAACAGACAAGCUAAGAGUACGAUGGCUGUGACAGUAGACGAGCUGUUUACGAACGACCUGAAUGAGUAUAUGAAGGUUGCCGAAGAAUUGUUGGAAAGCAAGGAUCCUAAAACAAAGGCGUUUGUUACAGACAGUAUCAGGGACAUGCAAAAGUUUCUUCAAGUAAAACAAUUAAAGGCAGAAGAACAAUUGAAAACGGAGAUAGAAGAAGAUAAUGAAGAAAUCAAGUCAUUGAAACACCGGAUAACGAAGCUGCGCGAUGGAGGGGUGGAGAACCCAGGGGAUGAACCUUUGGACCCCUUGAAACUGUGGCAGGACCUGAAAGACAACGAGGGGAAAAAUAUCUUCCGGUACUUAAUCCCGGAAACUAAGGAACAAGUUCAACUCGUGCACGAGAAGUUACUCACUAUUCUUAAGAAAUCAUACGAAACGGCAAGACAGUUUAUGCAGGAUUCACGUGCGCAAAUCGUGUACCAGGUGAUCCAACCUGGCGCCGCCUUUGAAAGGAUUCUUGAUGGACAGACGGCUUUGAAAGCCUUCGAUAAAAAUGAGGAGGAGUUAAAUGAGUUAAGUGCCCAGUGCCAAUUCAAAGCAAUGCCGUUUUGUAUAAAUGCAAUCAAAAAGAACAUCAGAGACGCUAUACUAAGUAAACACAAACAGCUUUGUACAGUGCCUAACACCUCCGAUGAAUUCCAAAAGGCAAUGGAUAACUACUUUCUAAAAUGCAUAGAGUUUUCUUGGGCGGCGGCUUUUGAAGAGGAACCUCCUAUUCUGCUGGUCACUGAUCCGAACAAAGAAUGUCCAAAGCAACUUCUUAACAGCUUUGAGGGUCUCGAUAAGUUACAUAAACUGUGUACUGUGGAAUGGCCAGCCCUAGUUCAAGGGGAUUCUAUUAUUUGUCCGUGGGUGUUGAGAGAAAGAAAUCAGCACCGCCCUAAAGCUCCGCCGUACACUAAGGAAGAAUUGCUGAAUGUUGGUUCGCACAGAACUGAACCUGAACGCACCGUUGAGUCUCAGAUUCGGGUGGAGAUGACGUCACCGAUAUCAAGACCACUUCCAAAACCUCCAGAAACUGGAAAGGCGAACAAAUUUCAGGAUAAGAAUACUAAACAACCCAAAAAAAAGAUGCAACUACAGCGCAAAAAUGAAUACUAG
Messenger RNA from Dreissena polymorpha, 1219 nucleotides. RefSeq lists its product as uncharacterized. The transcript is spliced from 6 exons. Lineage: Eukaryota; Metazoa; Mollusca; Bivalvia; Myida; Dreissenidae. The record is from RefSeq and is a predicted model, not a curated record. Bases 86 to 1219 code for a protein of 377 amino acids.